AUGUGCAUUAUUCAAAAUAUUAUAAUUUCAAACGCUCGAAGUCAAAACUCAAAAUGUAUUACUGAAGUUAAAUCCCGAAAGAAAGAUCUGUUUGAUAAUAUUCUGGAAACAAUAAGACAGAUGCAAAUCAAUGUGUCAAACAGGCAAGCUAAGCAGACUGAGGAGAUGAAGAAAGCACUUAAUAUUUUUGCAAAUCAUGGAAUUUGGAUUGAUUGUUGUCACUCUUGGGGUCAUGGAAUUUGGAACAAUCAAAUUAAAAUAACUGAAGAAUUAGAAAAAAUGAUAAAAAAGGACAAAAUAUCUAUACUUAAAGGGCAAAUAUCAAUGAGCAAAAAAUUAUUUCCCGUGGAUUCCACUCAGAAACAUCUAUUACAAUUUAGUAGUAAGGGAUACAAUUUGAUGUCACUCAACUUAGCAAAAAUUUACUCCAUUUCAUCCAAAACCAGCAAAUUAUUCCGUCACCAUCAACACAGUGUAGCAAAACUAAAAUAG
Molecule: messenger RNA, 492 nt
Organism: Mytilus californianus (California mussel)
Lineage: Eukaryota; Metazoa; Mollusca; Bivalvia; Mytilida; Mytilidae
Exons: 2
Coding region: 1-492 (163 amino acids)
Source: RefSeq, a predicted model, not a curated record